GCAGCUGUUUCUGAGGUGAAGAGGUUAGGCUCUGGCUCUCUUGUCUCUAAAAACAAUCUCAGAUCUGUAGGAACAAUGAUUGAGAAGAAAGAGGGAACUUUACCUGGCACUCCUGAUUCAGAAGCACUUGCUCUGACUUAUCAGCACCUAGAGGCAACAACUGCUCAGGCACAGGCAGAUGUCAAGUCAGCAUUCAUGAGGCUGACUGAAAGCUUGCGCUCCCGUGAAAAACAGCUGUUGAGGCAAAUUGAUGUUGCGCACAGUCAACAGCUCUCACUGAUUCAAUCCAGAUCUGAAAAUGCUUUGUCAGAGAGGAUACCUCAUGUAACAGUACAACUUGACCAGGAAAAUAUCAUCAGUGAAACCAUAUCUUCGUUAGGAUUGGUGGGUCUUACGGGAGGAAAUCUGCUUGUUCUAGAAGGGGAUGGAUCAUUUCUUCAAAGAGUGGAGGACUAUCAGGAUGCCAAUCAAGACCACAUGUCUAUGUUUAAGCCUGUGCCUCUUGAUUCUUCUUCAUCUCCAAUCCAAGAGACAGUAAUCCGUUUUAGCCACAUUUCUUUGCCUCAAAAUUCGCCUAGAGAGGAUGAAGAUAUUCAUCAAAAUGGCAAGUCCCAGACAGAUGUAGAAAGUCCCGUUCAUGUAAAUGAGAAUCGUGAGUCUGAUGACCUGAAAAGUGGGGGUAGUACUCACAAGAGACAACACCCAACUCAAGUACAGCAGUGGCUUAAACAGUUGUCUGCUGAGACAGAAACAGAGCCCUCAAUAGGGGAGCCCAAAAAUUUUGAGCCUCUGCAAUGAAAUAUGUUAAGUUCCGUUUAGGUUGCUUUCCACAAGUACUAAUCCUACAUUUGAAGAACAAGGCUCCAAAGUUAAUUUGUUUGAGAUUCUAAUGGCUGUUCAAUCCAUUGUGCAUUGUGAAUGUCAUGUCAGGUAUGAGAACUACGGCGGUACUUUUGUCAUGGUCCCAUAACACACAAAUACCUCACAAAUAUGUCCUUGUGAUCUUUCUGUGUUUAAUUGGGUAACUUCCUCUAUCAUUUAACGUGAAGUUAUCAGACAUGUCUUUUUUAUCUGUAGUUUUGUCUUCCCAUUGAUGUUGAUCUCAUAUAAAUAUUUCAAUACAUCAAAGCACAUCAAUCUACAGUUCCUGACAUGCCUACAAUCCAUAUUUUGUCCUAGUCAGCUCUAUUCCAGAUUGCAGUUCCCCUAUAGUGCAUAACCUUUUCUAUUGUCUAAUUGAAUGGGCAAUUAAAAAAAUUGACCUGUGGAAAUAAUUUUGAGAUUUGUGUUAAUAUUGUGCAUUGACGCCAUGUAGACUCAAUCGUUCCUCAAAAUUGACUGAUGUAUGGGUGCAUAUGCUGUUUCUAUCAUCUUUAAUAUGAUUUUAACUCAGGCAUUAUGUGAAUGGUUACCCUUUAACAACAGAGACUAUUAUCAUAUGCUUUAAGUGAGAAUUGAGUGGGGUCAGAGAAGUCUUUUGACUUUUCUGUGUAAUUAUGCACUGAUUUUUACCUUUUUUAAGUGGUUGGUUGCAAGACCUUCGUUUUUACCAUAGAUGUAACUUGUGCUGGGUUUACUGUGAACUUGUGAGGGUGGAAUGAUUGUUGUGUAAAGAUCCUGAGUUGUGUAAACAAAUCCUUCCUGUAGUGUAAAUCAAGGUCCAAAACAAUUUUUCCGGCUUAUACAUGUUCUUUCAUAACUGCCAUUGUAAAUUUAGAAUUUGAAUUCUGUAGUUUGGAUACAAUUAACUGUGGGUUUACAGUUAGCCUUUUGUGAUUGUUUUGUUUUUAAUUAUGUAUACCUUUAAUGUAAUUAUAGCCCCAGCACUUUCUUUUUAUUGUCCAAUCUAGUUCUGUAGUUUUUAAGAAAUAUUUUAGAUCAGGAUACCGAUGGCUUUCAAAGAAAACUAGAUGCUUUCAUAAUUAUUGAUACUACUGCUAAGAAGUUUUGGUUCAGACUUACUUAAAUCUAUAAGCUACUUCUCAGUGGCUUUACAUUUACCUAGGGUGUGACAUAUCCAUAUCGGUUUAUUACUUUGUUAUUAAGAUCAUGAAUGAAAAUAUCAGCUUGGAAGAAAGGUAAGUGUAUUGGUGAAGGGCAACUGUGAACAAAGCAAUAAUGGCUCUUUACUAGUAGCAAGGCUUGUAAUGCUUUCCUACUGCCAAAUUUACUUUUUUUUUCUGACUUUUCAAACAAAACAUGUAAGAGAAAUCUAAAAGACCUUCUUGAUCCUUUUAUUCUCUAAUAAUCAUAAUCAUCCAUUGACAAUGCUACAAUAUAUUGUAUAUGAAGUAUAAAUAAAUAAGGUAGUAAAAUGAAAACCCAUGAGCAAAACUUAGUUACAAAAUACCCAUGAUAAUAAUAAUUAAUAAUUAAAACAAUAGAAUCAUGACCACAAAGCAAGUGGGAGUCACACACCACAACUGAGUGUUGAACUCCUGACUAGAUAACUAAGUAUUUUAGUAGUAGUAGUAGUAGUAGUAGU
Messenger RNA from Frankliniella occidentalis (western flower thrips), 2485 nucleotides. RefSeq lists its product as uncharacterized. The record is from RefSeq and is a predicted model, not a curated record. NCBI's taxonomy places the organism in Eukaryota, Metazoa, Arthropoda, Insecta, Thysanoptera, Thripidae. The transcript is spliced from 6 exons. Bases 76 to 798 code for a protein of 240 amino acids.